Purpureocillium takamizusanense is the source of this 204-nucleotide messenger RNA. RefSeq lists its product as uncharacterized. Lineage: Eukaryota; Fungi; Ascomycota; Sordariomycetes; Hypocreales; Ophiocordycipitaceae. The record is from RefSeq and is a predicted model, not a curated record. The transcript has 2 exons. The coding region runs from base 1 to 204 and encodes 67 amino acids.
AUGUCCCAGGCUCCUGCAAUAAUAUGGACACACAUCCGAAGUCGGUAUGGUCAGCUACUGGAGGUAGAACACCUGAGCGUAAUGCAAGAGUCUCAUGGGAAUGGACGGCUUGUCAAGAAGCGACUCAAAAACGUCCGGCGGGCAAUUCCAUUCUUCUGGAAGGCCACGUGCCAAGAUGUCGAGAAUGACUUUCACCAGCCCUAG